GGUGGAGAAGGGGGUUCAGGGCCGGGCAGGGCACCUCCAAAAAUGGGGAGCGUUUCCAAACAGGUCUGAGAUGAUCUUAGGGACCCACAGAGUAGGUUGGGGAUGAUGGGCACAGUGGGAGUACAUGUUUUGGGGUUUGAGGAGACAGAAGUGUUUGGGGUCUAAGAGGAGAUAGCAAUGAAUGGCUUUGUGCUGCUGCAGGGCUGAGCCUGGAGCCACACUGGUGUGGAGCACGGACCCCCUGCCACCACUACCCAGGGACCUCUGAGCCACCCCACAGGGGGACACGUCCCUGCUUGGUGGCACAGCCGCAGUGCAGCCGGACAGACACGGGGACAUGGGCGCCGGGGGCGGUGGGAGCAGGUUAAUGGUGACACACAGGGACACGGAAGCAGGGCGAGGGUGGCACGGGGGAGGGGGAAGCCAGAGACACGCGCGGAGAACGGGACUUUACCUUCCUCGGCGUCUGCAUUGCAAAGGGCAGCAUGCACCAUGCGAACAGAGACAGGGGUUAGAAACAACGGCACGGCAACCGCGGGGACGGGGACGCCCUCCUGCCACCGCGCACCGCACAAGCCACGCCGGCCCCCUCCCCAGGCAUCGCUGCAGUGACAAACCGUGGGGGUCCCUUCCCUUUGAGCCCCCCCGCACCAUGGGCACCGCUGGGAGCAGCUCAGCUCUGCCCCAGAGCACAGGGAGCCACUUUUGGAUCCAGCCCACGGCCAAGGAAAUUGCGGCGCUGGUGAAACCCAGCUGGCUCUGGGCACUCCCAGUGUCCACGAGGCACGGGGGAGGCUUCAGCAGCAGCAGCACAGACCUGGGGGUGGGAUGUUCCCCCGAGCAGGAUGCAGCAAGGCUCCCCCCACCAGCAGAAUCUGGGGUUCCCCCCAUAGGAGGCUCCCAUGGAGAGGCUCUGGAGGUGCCUGAGCAUCCUGCUGUGGUGGCUGCAGUGGAGCCCUGCUGCCCUCUAGUGCCUUGAGAGCGCCCCAUGGGCCAGCACUGCACCCCAAGAACACCCCACGGCCAGCCCUGCACCCCAGCGUGCAUCCAGACCCCUCUGGUCUCUCCCUCUUCAUCCCCAGAUCAUCUUUUCCCCCAGGGCUGCGAAUUCCCUGGGUGCAGCCACCAGCUCCAGGUGCCCAUUUUGAGGGUGACAUGCCCAGCUCUCCUGCCAGCAUGCAGCACCACAGGGGCUUCCAGCACAACAGGCAGAAAGAGAAAGCCACAGGGGGAGAAGAGCAGCCCCCAAAACCAAAUUUGCCAUCCCCAGGAACGGAGAGCAAAGCUGGUGCUGUGGGAGACACACACCCAUGGUGAAUGCUGUGUGCCAGGGCAGCCCUGCCCCAAGUCACCAGUAGUGCUGACAGGACUGGGCUGGGACUCCUCACAAGCAGCAAGCAAAUUUGGGGCUGCCAGGACCCAGCCAGGGUCAGAGUUGGUCCCAGCACACCAGCAGCAUCCCAAGCCCCCAUAUCAGCACUGCAUGGCCCCCCUCAAAGCAGAGCCCUCCCCA
Molecule: messenger RNA, 1513 nt
Organism: Ficedula albicollis (Collared flycatcher)
Lineage: Eukaryota; Metazoa; Chordata; Aves; Passeriformes; Muscicapidae
Exons: 2
Coding region: 338-979 (213 amino acids)
Source: RefSeq, a predicted model, not a curated record